Molecule: messenger RNA, 1812 nt
Organism: Exophiala bonariae
Lineage: Eukaryota; Fungi; Ascomycota; Eurotiomycetes; Chaetothyriales; Herpotrichiellaceae
Exons: 10
Coding region: 1-1812 (603 amino acids)
Biological process (GO): DNA-templated transcription
Molecular function (GO): DNA binding; zinc ion binding
Source: RefSeq, a predicted model, not a curated record
AUGCGUCCGGUCAAGUAUCUGAGCACCUGCGACCGCUGCAGAGUCUGGAAAAAACGUGGUAUACAAUGCAAGUUUUCACCCAUUAAAUCACGCAAGCCGUACGCGACGAAACCUCCAAGACUACAAAAGGCUGGUGUGCACGAUGAUGAUGAGAAUUUGAUGAUCCAGGCUGAUGACGCUCGAUCCUGUUCGAUCGAUGGUGUCAACUCUGUUGAGGCCACGAAUUCGGCCCAUGAAUCCAUGCCUGUCACGCAGAAUCAAGGUCCUGAGCGAGCAUCUGAGCUUUAUGUCGACUGUUUACUCUUCAGCAAAGAGCAUCCUGGGUCUCAGCAACCCGACAAAAGAAGGUACGCUGUUGGUGAAAUCAGUGUGUCGAGACCUAUCAGCAAAGAACAAGUUCCUAGUUCCAGUCUCGCAUUCUUCUCAGACGAGGCUGUUGAGCGCCUGUGUCAAAAACUUGGUCAUGGCAAAGUCAAGGACCUUGUAACUACCCUAGAGGAGCAGAUGAAAGCUCGAUGGGAAGCUGCAGUCCAACAAAAAGACGUAUCUGAGAAUCUGAAUUCCUCUCAUGAAAACGAGUCUCAGUACAUUCGAGGUGGAGCAUCGAUACUCAAGGCUCAGGCGAUGACGGCUAUGGCAGUCUUUGCUCUCAAUUAUUCAAGUCUCCAGAUUGAGACCUUAUGCAUUUCUGAGGCGGCGAGAACUAUCAUUACACUCUGUAUGCAUAAACGCAACCUAGACCUGGAGUCGAAUCAGGAAGGCCGAAGAAUUUUCUGGGUCGUCUAUUGUCUUGAAAAAGAAUACGCUUUCAAUUCAAGCCAUGCUUCGUUGAUCUCGGAUGGUGACAUCAGUUGUCCACUUCCCACAUUAUCAGAUUCUACGCUUGACGGGUUCGAUUGGUUGCGGUAUUGGGCACAGUAUUCACGUAUCCUCUCUAGAGCGUACGACUCGCUGUUUUCAAUUAGUGCCACAUUGAACUCCAACGAACAAUACUUCUCCCAUGUUGAUCACAUCAAGCAGGAUCUCCAAUCUUGGAAGGACUCGAUACCCGAAAGGCUGCGCCCCGGGUCAUCCUUGCGGCAGCAUAGAUCAAGGGACCCGCACAUACAAGAGCUAGCCUUUAGGAUUUCAUUUGCAUACUAUAACCUUCAAAUCUGCAUAGCAAGGCUGGUACUUCACAUAUGCCUUGAUCAAAGGUCACUAAGACGGUCUGAAAGCAAAAGAUGUCUUUUGACGGCAGCACGCUCGAUAAUCGAAUCAAGCCCUUAUAUCCCAAUUGAUCCAAUCACUCCUGUCUGGAUACUUGGGGUCAUGCCUAUGGUCGCAAUGUUCAUCGUUUUUGAUUUCGUCGUCCAAAACCCUUUGCACCCAGAGACCAAGACAAAUAUGUCGUACCUGGACAUUGUCGCCGCACAUUUCGCACGCCUAGAUCUGGCAUCACAGGGAACACUCCACGAUGCAAAAGUUGCAGAAUUUACCUCCAUUGCACGGCUUCACGUCGAAAGGUGUAUGACAGAGUCCUCACACACUACGAGUCGGACCAAGACUACAACAAGAGUCGAUUCUUCCAUCGGAAAUCCAGAUUACAGCGAAAUUGAAAGGCUGCGAUCCAUGUCUGCUACACUACGGAUACCCGAAGUUACAUCAUGCCCAGAAAUUCCUGAUAUGGCCUACGAGCUGGACGAUGCCGACUUCCUGAGUGCAGCCGACUACAACUUCCUCGACUUUCCCGAUGACGGGACUUCCUUGUAUAUGUCGUUACCAAAGUCAGGAUUUGACAUUGCCGAUUUCUUCAGCCACCCAUUCGUUUAA